Messenger RNA from Leguminivora glycinivorella, 673 nucleotides. Its product is annotated as glycine-rich cell wall structural protein 1.8-like. Bases 48 to 566 code for a protein of 172 amino acids. The transcript has 4 exons. The record is from RefSeq and is a predicted model, not a curated record. NCBI's taxonomy places the organism in Eukaryota, Metazoa, Arthropoda, Insecta, Lepidoptera, Tortricidae.
AGUUGCAUAGUUGCAAUCGGGAUCAGAGAACACAACACCUCAGAAUUAUGGCGAAGUUUCUGAUAAUCAUGACGACGUUGGUGGCUGUGGCCAUAGCCUACCCUGGUUAUGGCGGUUCAAGCGGUGGUUUCGGCCAGGGCAGCCAGGGCGGGUUCGGUGGAAACAGAGGAGGCGGUUUCGGCAGUGGUAGUCACGGAGGUGGCUUCGGCAGCGGCGGCCAAGGUGGUUUCGGCAGCGGCGGCCACGGAGGUGGCUUCGGCGGUGGCAGCAGCUACGGCGGUCACGGAGGUCACGGCAGUCAUCUGUCUGAGCUAGAUAGCGGUUUCGGUAGCCAGGGAGGCUUUGGAGGCAGCCGUGGAAGUCAGGGCGGCUUCGGAAUUAGCCACGAACGUCAUAGCGGCAUCGGAAUUAGCCACGGAAGUCAAGGCGGCAUUGGAUUUAGCCGCGAAAGUCAAGGUAGCCUCAGUGGUAGCCACGCAAGUCAAGGCGGAUUUGGUGGCAGCCGCGGAAGCCAGGGCGGCUUUGGUGGCAGCCACGGUAGCAGCGGAUACGGACAUAAAUAUUAAAUCUUUUUUGAGUACGUAGUACCCAUCUAAUGUAAAAUGUGAUAUUGUAAAAAUGUAAAUUGUGAUAUUCAUCGACUCCCAGUUCAGUAAUUAAAUUUUUAAUUGAA